ACAACAGACAUGUGGAUUCCCGUAGAGGUUGUUGGAGAGACCAGAAGUGCAGAGUUAACCAUCUCACCUGUACACAAAUGCAACUUUAAGUAAUUGUCCAUCCAUCACGAGGCAUCUCUUGUGUAAGAGGACGGAUAUGAAUCCCAUAGAAUUUAGAGAUGUUUCAUGCUCUCAACACUAACUAAUAUGUGUCCAAUCUAAUGAGCUAACCACAAAAACCCAACACCUCCUCUUUUUUUUUUUUUCAUUUUCCCUCCUACACCUCCCGCCAAUUCAGUUAACCGGUGAUAGCCGGUCACCUACCCAAAACGGAGACCGGUUAGAAGAAACAAACUCCUAAACUGAAUCCAUUUCCUUUCCUUUCAACUCAAAUCGUCUCGCCCACCAAAAUCUCGAAAACCCUAAAUAGUAGUAUCUCCGAUUCGCCAAAAGGAACUUCGGGGCUCUUUCUGGUUUCUCCGUAAUGAGCGCCAUCAACAUCACCAACGUCACCGCCUUGGAUAAUCCAGCGCCUUUUGUUAGCCCUUUUCAGUUCGAGAUCUCCUACGAGUGCCUUACCUCUCUCAAAGACGAUUUGGAGUGGAAGCUUAUCUACGUAGGCUCAGCAGAAGAUGAGACUUAUGAUCAAACUCUAGAGAGUGUGCUUGUUGGCCCUGUUAAUGUAGGCAACUACCGGUUUGUACUGCAGGCUGAUCCUCCGGAUCCAUCAAAGAUCCGUGAGGAAGACAUCAUAGGUGUGACGGUUCUGUUGUUGACGUGUUCUUACAUGGGGCAAGAGUUCUUGAGAGUUGGGUAUUACGUGAACAAUGACUAUGAAGAUGAGCAACUCAGGGAAGAGCCUCCGACUAAGGUUUUGAUUGAUAAAGUCCAGAGGAACAUUCUCUCCGACAAGCCUAGAGUUACUAAGUUCCCUAUAAAUUUUCAUCCAGAAGACGAGCAAACUGCUACCGCUCCUCCUCCUCCUGAACCAUCUGAUGAACAACAACCUGAUGUCAAUGACGUAUCUCAAGUUUCACCUGACCAGACACCAAAACCGCAGGAGUCUCCCCAGGAAUCAUGAUUCUUUCUUGAGUCAAAUGGUCUAAAAUUGGAUGAAAGAAAGAAAGAUUGUGUCCUUGUCCCCAAAGAUCUUGGGUUUUGCUUCUCUAUCUCCAAACAUUAUCUGCAAUUUUGCUGUACUUGUUUGUAAGAGGCUUUAGGGAAGUGGUUCUUGACAUGUUUGAAUGUUUUUGUUAUUGGGCAAAGAUUUAGUUGAAGCAAAGCCCACAUUUCGAAAAGAAGAUAAUGUUUCGAGUUUGAAAA
This is a messenger RNA of Raphanus sativus (radish), 1302 nucleotides long. Its product is annotated as probable histone chaperone ASF1A. The transcript is spliced from 3 exons. The record is from RefSeq and is a predicted model, not a curated record. Lineage: Eukaryota; Viridiplantae; Streptophyta; Magnoliopsida; Brassicales; Brassicaceae. Bases 464 to 1060 code for a protein of 198 amino acids. Gene Ontology annotation, biological process: DNA replication-dependent chromatin assembly. Gene Ontology annotation, molecular function: histone binding. Gene Ontology annotation, cellular component: nucleus.